Motacilla alba alba is the source of this 2503-nucleotide messenger RNA. RefSeq names its product glycerol-3-phosphate dehydrogenase 2 (gene GPD2). Gene Ontology annotation, cellular component: glycerol-3-phosphate dehydrogenase (FAD) complex; mitochondrion. NCBI's taxonomy places the organism in Eukaryota, Metazoa, Chordata, Aves, Passeriformes, Motacillidae. Bases 232 to 2400 code for a protein of 722 amino acids. Gene Ontology annotation, molecular function: calcium ion binding; glycerol-3-phosphate dehydrogenase (quinone) activity. The transcript has 17 exons. Gene Ontology annotation, biological process: glycerol-3-phosphate metabolic process. The record is from RefSeq and is a predicted model, not a curated record.
GGCCCAGGCCGCACCGGCGGCGCUCCCGCGGCCUUCGGCGGGGCAGCCGCGGCCCCGGGCGGAGAGCAGGGCGGGGAGGCGCCGCCGGUGUUCGAGGCGGAGCUCGGGGGAGCCUGGCUGGCUGCUGCAGGCGGAGGGCGGGCGGGGAGAGAGCCGCCCUCCGCUCUUCUCCCGCCGCCGGCCGGCGAGCAGCCCGCAGAGGGACGCGGCUCGGGCGCUCCCGCAUAAAAAAUGGCAUUUCAGAAGGCAGUGAAAGGAACUGCUCUCAUUGGAGGAGGUGCCAUAGCAACAGUUUUUGGCCUCUCUCAAUUUUCUCAACAUAGAAACAAACACGGUGCCUUGGUGCGGGUACAGGCUGCAGAAGGUGUUCCAGAGAGGAAGGACCAUCUCCCCACGCGCGAGCAGCAGCUGGCGGCCCUGCAGAGCGGCGGCGAGUUCGAUGUGCUCGUCAUCGGCGGCGGAGCCACGGGCUGUGGCUGUGCCCUGGACGCAGCCACCAGAGGACUAAAAACAGCCCUUCUAGAAAGAGAUGAUUUCUCAUCGGGGACCAGCAGCAGGAGCACUAAAUUGAUCCACGGUGGGGUGAGGUACCUCCAGAAGGCCAUCAUGAAGCUGGAUUUUGAGCAGUACAGGAUGGUGAAGGAGGCCCUGGAGGAGCGAGCACACCUGCUGCAGAGCGCACCCCACCUCUCGGCCGCGCUGCCCAUCAUGCUCCCCAUCUACAAGUGGUGGCAGCUGCCGUACUACUGGGUUGGCAUCAAGCUGUACGACCUGGUGGCAGGCAGCCAGUGCCUGAAGAGCAGCUAUGUCCUGACCAAGGACCGGGCCCUGGAGCUGUUCCCCAUGCUGCGCAGGGACAAGCUGGUGGGAGCCAUUGUCUACUACGAUGGACAGCACAACGACGCGCGCAUGAACCUGGCCAUCGCCCUGACCGCCGCCCGCUACGGCGCUGCCACCGCCAAUUACACCGAGGUGCGGCACCUGCUCAAGAGCACGGACACGGGCCGCGUCUGCGGGGUGCGCUGCAGGGACGUGCUCACCGGGAAGGAGUUCGAUGUCAGAGCCAAGUGUGUUAUCAAUGCCACGGGACCUUUCACAGACUCGGUGCGCAAAAUGGAUGAUCAGGAGGUGCCCAACAUCUGUCAGCCCAGUGCAGGCGUGCAUAUCGUGAUGCCUGGCUAUUACAGCCCUGACAACAUGGGGCUGCUGGACCCGGCCACCAGCGAUGGCAGAGUGAUCUUCUUCCUGCCCUGGGAGAAGAUGACGAUCGCAGGGACCACGGACAGCCCCACGGAUGUCACCUCCCACCCCAUCCCCACCGAGGAGGACAUCAACUUCAUCCUGAGCGAAGUGCGCAACUACCUGGGCCCGGACGUGGAAGUGAGAAGAGGAGACGUGCUGGCAGCCUGGAGCGGCAUCCGGCCCCUGGUGACCAACCCCGACUCCAAGGACACCCAGUCCCUGUCCCGGAACCACGUCGUGACCAUCAGCGACAGCGGCCUCGUCACCAUUGCAGGUGGGAAGUGGACAACCUACCGUGCCAUGGCGCGCGACACCAUCGACGCGGCCGUGCGCGAGCACAAGCUGCAGGCGGGCUCCUGCAGGACCAUGGGGCUGCAGCUGGAGGGGGCCCAGGACUGGAGCCCCACCCUCUACAUCAGACUGGUCCAGGACUAUGGACUGGAAAGCGAGGUGGCUCAGCACCUGGCUUCCACCUAUGGGGACAAAGCUUUUGAGGUGGCCAAAAUAGCCCAGGUGACAGGGAAGAGGUGGCCUAUUGUUGGGAAACGUCUGGUGUCUGAAUUUCCUUACAUUGAAGCUGAGGUGGUGUACGGGGUGAAGGAGUACGCGCGCACCGCCGUGGACAUCAUCUCGCGCCGCACGCGCCUGGCCUUCCUCAACGUGCAGGCUGCCGACGAGGCGCUGCCCCGCAUCGUGGACAUCAUGGCCAAGGAGCUCAACUGGUGCGAGCAGAAGAAGAAGGAACAGCUUGAAACGGCUAAAACAUUCCUGUACUAUGAAAUGGGCUACAAAGUGAAAACAGAUCAAUUAACAGACAGCUCUGAGAUCAGCCUGGUGCCUUCAGAUAUUGAGAGGUACAAGAAGCGGUUCCGCAUGUUUGACAAGGACAAGAAGGGCUUCAUAACCAUCCUGGACGUGCAGCGCGUGCUGCAGAGCAUCAGCGUGCAGAUGGACGAGAACACCCUCCACGAGAUCCUCAACGAGGUGGACCUCAACAAGAACGGGCAGGUGGAGCUCAACGAGUUCCUGCAGCUGAUGAGUGCCAUCCAGAAGGGCCGUGUGUCGGGCAGCAGGCUGGCCGUGCUGAUGAAGAGCGCCGAGGAGAACCUGCGGCGCCGCCAGGCCAUCCCCGUGGACCGCAGCGGAGGAGGGCUCUGAGCCGGGGCUCUGAGCCGGGGCUCUGCGGGGCUCUGAGCCGGGGCUCUGCGGGGCUCUGAGCCGGGGCUCUGCGGGGCUCUGAGCCGGGGCACUGCGGGGCUCU